CAGAUCCACUGGAUGGGGAAGCGAGGUGCAAAAAUGAACGGUCGGUUUUUCGCUUCCUUAAAUGCGGCUGCAGGACCUAGGCGGUGUUAAAAAAAAAAAAAAAGAUCGCUUUCCGGCGUCCGCGAUUCACCAUGGGGAGGACUUAGCGAGAAGUCGGCUUGGUGCUGGUAGUUUCGCCCUGUUGCAGACUUUUCCAGGACAGGAAGGAAGGAAGAGGGGAGGGGAAGCGGACUUGAGCACAGGAGCUGCUGGGCCAUACAACAGGCUCGCAAGUGAACCAAAACAGAAAGGUCCUCUCUUUUCCCGCACGUCAGCCCGCCGGAGCCACCAGAACCGUGGCGUAGGGAAAUCGGGAGUACACUUUCAUAACGGUUUCAGGUUUAGCAUUAAUUAACUAUCGGGUUUUUUUUUUUUGCUGUUGUGAAAGAAACGGGGAGGGGGUGGGGGUGGAGGAGAACUUGACACGCGUUGCGCUGCGCGGCGUCGGCGACAGUUUUUCGGCUCUUGAAGUUUCGGGGCUUUCAGCUGAAGGGAGACUUGAAAAGACGGUGCCGCCCUCAUGGCAGCAGAAGUUACUGAGACUGAAGCAGGGGCAACCGGCGAUACGGGCUUCAACGCAAGCAGCUCAGGCGCAGACACACCCAGGUUAGUGGAGAAGGUGGAGAACAGGCCGGCGGCUCCGGCUCCGGCUCCGGGGGAAGACGCGCCGCAGAGCGGGUCGGCACCUCCAUCGGAGACUGCCGAGGGCGCAGCUCCGCGGACUCCAACCAAAACAGGAGGUCCGACACAGGAAGCCGGGACUCCAGACAAUGGACGAAAACAAGAGCCGGCGGGGGUGCGAACUUCGACUCCAGUUAGUCACAGCCUGCCAUCUCCAACAGCACACAAUGGAAGCCUCUUGGAGAGACAGGAGUCAGUGGCCACCACAGAGGCCCGUCUGAGGAUGGAGGGCGUGGAGCUGAAGGAGGAGUGGCAGGACGAGGAUUUUCCCAGGCCACUUCCAGAAGAAGAAGAGGACAUGCAGAUGGAUGAGGAGCUCUUCACUGGGAGAGAGGGUAACUCUGCCACACAGUCCUAUGAGCUAAAUAGUGACAAAAAAGCCAAAAAAAAGCUGAUGGCCCCUUAUAUCAGCCUGACACUGGACCGCACUGAGGGGUCUGUUCUGUCGGAUGAGAUGGAGGAGAGUGGGGAAUUGGAUCUGGACGACAUUGAUACCCCCUCUGAUAACAGCAAUGAAUUUGAAUGGGAAGGAUUGUUUCCAUUCAUUGCUUGGAAACAGGCCACUGGCCAGCAUCAUGUUUCUCUUCCCUCUGUGCAUAGCUCAAAGUUUAGCCAAAAAAUCAAGUAUGUUUUCAGCCUGGUGGAACUGGCUGAGCUCGUCCCAAUGGAGUAUGUUUCAAUACCAGAGUGCAUCAAGCAGUAUGAAGAAGAAAAAAAUAGAAAAAGGCGUAAAAGAAUCGACCGAGAUAUGCAAGGGAAACAGGAGCCAGCUGCACCAGCAACAGAGCAGUGAAGAAGAGCUGCCAAAUUGCUUCAUGAAAAGAGACAGACUGAAGAAUGUGCUUAACGGCAUUGGCCUUGUAUGUAUUCUACAGUGCGUCUUUCAGCCUCUAUGCUUAGAUGUUACUGUUGAAGAAUAAGUGCCUUUAUUUUUAAAGUCGUGGUAGCCUGUUACAUUGUGGAUUCAUUUACUGCUGUAUGUGUAUGCCAAGCACUUGAACUAUGAUUGGUAGCACAACGCGUUACUACAUGCAUUUUUAUAUCUUUUAUGUAUCAAGCCAAACUUUAAGGAACCACGUUUUGUUGUUUUUUGUUUCUUACAUCUGUACUUAAGGCACUAUGUUUUGACUGAUUGAUGCAUGUUCUUCAGUACAUAUAAAAAUAUAUAUUUAUAUUCAUAAGUGGUAAAGGCCAGAGAUUAAUAUAUUUUUAUGGUGGUGAUGAUUUCAGCAAUAUGUUUUUAGUUCUGUGAAACUGCGGGACGUAUUUGUUGUAUGUCUUGAGCAGGUUCCAGAUGAUGGUUUACUGCUGAGGUCCUACACGAACUUUGCAUGGAAAGGUUGGCACUGUGUUUAUUCUACCUGCCUGCCUGCAAAAGAAGACGCAUUCAAAAACAUAUCUGAUAACCAGCUUAAAAAGGCGGGGAUAAAUUGCAUUGAGGUUGGAAAGUUUCUCACUUGACUCUGUUGUAUAGUCUGUUACUGUCGAUUAAAACUUGGGAAAGUGUAUCUUAUUGUACAUUUAUUUACUGCAAGUAAACGGCCAAUUGCGAAGAAA
This is a messenger RNA of Lepisosteus oculatus (spotted gar), 2277 nucleotides long. Lineage: Eukaryota; Metazoa; Chordata; Actinopteri; Semionotiformes; Lepisosteidae. The record is from RefSeq and is a predicted model, not a curated record.